Diatraea saccharalis (sugarcane borer) is the source of this 1571-nucleotide messenger RNA. NCBI's taxonomy places the organism in Eukaryota, Metazoa, Arthropoda, Insecta, Lepidoptera, Crambidae. The record is from the annotation of a GenBank genome assembly.
UGUAUGGAUGAAAGUCCUUUCCUUACCCCGAAAGUGUGAACAAACGAAAAAAAAUGACAGCUAUUAUCCAACAAGACAAAAACAAAGUGAAAUUCUCGUUUCAUGUAAUAAUAUAAAUUUGAUCGUUGCUAUUUUAAAUGGAAGGAAUUUUGUGGAAAUGGACAAAUUACUGGAAUGGUUGGCAAACAAGGUGGUUUAUAUUAGAAAAUGGUAUUCUCUCAUAUUACAAAUCUCAAGAAGAAGUUAAUCAAGGAUGCAAGGGGUCAGUGAAAGUAUCAGUUUGCCAAAUAAAUGUUAACAAUAUUGAUAAUACACGUUUGGAUCUAGUAAUACCAGGACAGCAACACAUGUAUUUGAGAGCACCAUCACCUCAAGAUAGACAAAAGUGGCUUGUUGCAUUGGGAAGUGCCAAAGCAUGUGUCAAUUCGAAAGGAGAGUCUACAGUUACAGUAUUUGAUGAUACCAAUUCUUUGAGUCAUAAGAAAUCUGAAUUGAGACUUUAUUGUGACCUCAUGAUGCAACAAGUACAUGCUGUAAAAAGUGCAGUUACCACGGAAAAUGGUCCUGACAUACAGAACAUGGAUGAUGCUACAAGUCUACUCACUGCUACUUGUGAUACUUUCAUUAGAACCUUGGAAGAUAUAAUGAGAAUUACAAGCGGAAGUAUAACUUAUGAAAUGCCUGUUCUGAACAUUGCGGUGCCGAAAAAUAACAUCACUAAUAAAUCACAACCUAAUAAUAAGACCCCUAGACAGAGUCUCAGUAGAUCGUUGUCUCAAGAAAACAGAUGAAAAGUGAAAAGUAAAUAAUAUAUAUUAUUUAAAAUUAUAGUGCUGAUGUGAUUGUUUUGUAUUAUUAAUUUGCAAAUGGAAAAUAAUUUUGUGUAAUGUUGUUCAAUGUUACUACUUGUACAAAAAAGAAAAAUGUUUUGUACCACUUAAAUAAAUAGCAACCAAACAAAAUACAGUAUACCUAUUUCACAGACGCAAGUCUAGCAUAGGCACUUGCCUAUAUUUUUUUUGUUAAAGUGUAUAGUGAAAUAAUGUGCAAUCUAUUCUUUUUCUUUAGAAAUGUGAUAAAAUUAUGUCACUAUAAAAAGAUUAUUUUUAAAAUUAAUAAUACCUUUAAUUACUAUUUAUUUCAAUCAUUAACUCACCACUACACAAAUAUUGAAACUAUGUAAUUCUAUUUAAAGUGGGUACUCUGUGUAGUACUGAUUUUAGUGUAAUCAAAUUAUUUGAUUUAUAGUUUAUAUUAUCAGUUUAAAUAUCAAGAGACCUAUUAUAUGAGGACUAGUACUAUGAAUUAUGGCAGUUUAUGAAGCUAUGAUACUGAUUGAAACAUGUUGAGUCAGAAUGUUAAUUUAAAAGGAAACUCAUUUUACGACAUGGGCGGUAGUAUAUAUGGUAGAUGGUUAUUAUUAUUUAAAUUAUGCUGUGAUAUGUUGUAUUGCUGUAAUAAAUGUCUUAUUUAUUGAAAUAGAAAUUUCGAAUUAAUUUGGAAAAUCUAUCAACUGUCUCUCUGAAGUAUGCGAGCGACGGAAUAUCCGUAGUUUGCAAGGUUGAAUGUCA